Molecule: messenger RNA, 1518 nt
Organism: Diatraea saccharalis (sugarcane borer)
Lineage: Eukaryota; Metazoa; Arthropoda; Insecta; Lepidoptera; Crambidae
Source: the annotation of a GenBank genome assembly
GACAGACAGCUGCAACACCUGAUCGUCACAUAUAUACUGAUAUCAUUUAAAUUAUUUAAGUAUUUUUAAAUAACGUCAAUAUAAAUUGUCCCUAUUUGAGAAACUAUCAACUUGUCUCUAUAUGAAUCGUCUGAUUUAUAACGUAUCAUAUUUUAUAACGUAUUUGUUUGCAGAAAAAUGGAUUAUAACGUAUUUUUUUGCAGAAAAGUAUUUAUAGAAUGUGACUUUCUUGUUGACAGACGAGGAGUUGGUGUUCAGAGACCGUUGGGGGGGGCUGACGCUGUUCAACGUCCGCAACUUCACCACCAGGCUGCUGAUGAGCAACUCCACCUUCAAAUUUCCCUCAUAAUAUUCCAACACAAAGCCCGCCCACUAGGCCUGGUAGGCUCUCUCGAUAGCAACGGUGACAUCCUUAAACCCCUGGAUAUAGCAAAAUCCGAUUACCUACAUCUUUGCAUAAAGGAUCGCUUCUGUCGAACAUUGUAUAGAGAGCUGAAUGCUGUCGACUUCAAGGUGUCGGCGGACAUGAAGUUUGUCCUCCUUAUAUCUGACGUCAGGCCAGGCUGGAGGCACGCGCGCCUUGCGAGAUACCACGUCUAUGACGUCAUCAACAGGAACAAAAUCCCCAUAUCUCCUGUGGAGGAUGACCGGUCAGCUCCCCUGCUGCAGUACGCGGAGUGGUCCCCCACGGGCUCAAGUCUGGUAUUCGUACACGACAACGACAUAUAUUACAAACCCAGAGUCCUCAAGACACUCGUCUGCAGGAUCACUAAUACUGGUAUUCCAGGUGUAAUUUUCAAUGGGGUACCAGACUUCCUCUACGAGACUGAAGUCCUCCGCCUGGACCGAGCCCUGUGGUUCAGUCCCGACGGUCAGACGCUCAUGUUCGUUACAUAUAACGACAGCAUGGUGCAGCAACACAAGUACCCCUGGUAUGGGCUCGAUCAGCCUGAACCGCCAGCCUAUCCCUCUAUACGAACUCUGAGGUAUCCCAAGGUGAACACAAAUAAUCCAGUGGUCACAAUAUACGUGGUGAGCCUGAAAACGCCCAAGUUUUUGUUUCCACACGCGUUACAAUUCAGUUCACAGGUGGACAAAUCGUGGUAUGUGCGGUGGAGUGGCUGGAUGUCCGAGAAGCAGGUAGCCGUUCUGCUGCUGAACCGGCCUCAGAACUAUUCCAUCAUCAGCAUCUGCAGCGCGGUUCAGUAUAACUGUCAAGAUAUAUAUCGCGAUGAGACUGACGGCACGCGGUGGUCGGGGCUCGGGGCGGAGCCCGACGACGAGCAGUGCGGCUGGUGCGGCGCCGCCGCCCUCCUCGCCUCCAGUUCUCAAUUGACAUUCCCUUGUCGCGCCGGCGCCGCCAGGGACGGCGUGUUCACAUCGAUGCCGGUGGCGGACGCGGGCGGCACGUGGCGGCACGCGGUGCGCCUCACCGCCGACUCGCGCUCCACACUCACGCAGGGCAACUUCGAGAUCACCUCGCUGCUCGCCUGGGACGAUAGGAGAAAAUUUCUGUAA